GUCGCUAUUGGUCGGCGUUGAUGUCGCUCAGCGCCGGGCGCCUUCCGGGUUGUGGCGGAGGAGCGGCGGGCGCCGCAGCAUGAGGAGAGUGACGCUGUUCGUCAAUGGCACCGCCCGCAACGGGAAGGUUGUGGCUGUGUAUGGGACUCUCUCAGAUUUGCUGUCUGUGGCCAGUAAUAAGCUGGGAAUAAAAGCCACCAGUGUUUACAAUGGCAAAGGUGGACUCAUUGAUGAUAUUGCUUUGAUUAGGGAUGAUGAUGUUUUGUUUGUCUGUGAAGGGGAACCAUUUAUUGAUCCUCAGACUGAUGGGAGACCUCAUGAAGAGCUGACAGGGUCACACACAGAUUGGUUAACACUCAAUGUUGGAGGCAGAUACUUUACCACUACAAGGAGCACUUUGGUUAAUAAAGAACCUGACAGUAUGUUGGCCCACAUGUUUAAAGAUAAAGAUGCUUGGGGAAAUAAGCAGGAUCACAGAGGAGCAUUCCUGAUUGACCGCAGCCCAGAGUAUUUUGAGCCAAUUCUCAACUAUUUGCGUCACGGGCAGCUGAUUGUCAAUGAUGGCAUUAAUUUGCUGGGUGUUCUGGAAGAAGCCAGGUUUUUUGGUAUCGAUUCCCUAAUUGAACACCUAGAAAUAGCUAUUAAGAACUCCCAGCCAGCUGAGGAUCAUUCUCCCAUAUCUCGGAAGGAAUUUGUCCGGUUCCUGCUGGCAACGCCAACCAAGUCUGAGCUGAGGUGUCAGGGUCUGAAUUUCAGUGGAGCAGAUCUGUCACGUCUGGAUCUUCGAUACAUAAACUUCAAGAUGGCAAACCUGAGCCGCUGCAACCUGGCACAUGCCAACCUCUGCUGUGCCAAUCUUGAAAGAGCUGACCUCUCUGGAUCUGUGCUGGAUUGUGCAAACCUUCAAGGGGUAAAGAUGCUGUGUUCCAAUGCAGAAGGAGCAUCUCUAAAAGGGUGCAAUUUUGAAGACCCAUCAGGCCUUAAAGCUAAUCUGGAAGGUGCUAACCUGAAAGGUGUUGACAUGGAAGGCAGUCAGAUGACAGGAAUUAACCUGAGAGUUGCAACACUGAAGAAUGCAAAACUAAAAAACUGUAAUCUUAGAGGAGCAACUUUGGCAGGAACUGAUUUGGAAAAUUGUGAUCUCUCAGGCUGUGACCUGCAAGAAGCUAAUUUGAGGGGAUCUAAUGUAAAAGGAGCCAUCUUUGAAGAGAUGCUGACACCUUUGCACAUGUCUCAGAGUGUCAGAUAGGGAAGACAACAUGCUGAAGAGGAAGGAAUCAAAACAUUUCUUGUGACUUCACCUCCUCCUUAUUACAUUAGAAGUACUGGUUAUUAGACAACUUACAUUUACAGUAGUGCCUAAGUAAAUUCUUUGAUCACUUGUGGGGGGGAAGGAGCUUUUGUUUAAGAGGCAGAAGCAGAGUUUCUGCCUUUUUGAACAGAGUGAGGAAGGGGGCUGGUUCUAGAACCAGAAGGUGUGGCCUGUUUUGAGGGAGGGUUAAAUAGAUUCAUUGUUUAGCAUUGCCUCACUUUGGAAUGCAUUUUAAUUUAUAAAGCACAAUAUAUGCAAUUCUAUUUAUUAAAUCUGUAGCUGCAAUAUGAAUAGAUAAUGUUAUUCAUGUAUAGUAGCAAUGAAGUUCAGGUUUACAGUUAGACUGGUGUAUUUACAGUUAGUUUCUUCAUCCAUGCAGUGUAUCAAAUGACAGAUGUGGUUUAGACAAUGUCCACAGGAUGUUUUCAGGUACUCUUUUUUUCUGGGGUGAAAAACAGUAGCUAACUGGCAUCAUAGGUAAUACAUUGCCUUGGAAUAGUUUGAAUGCAGGUGUAGAACAGCUUUAUCAUCUUCUCAGAUGUCUGGUGGAAGCUGCUUCCACUGAAGGCAUCUGCUUCCACAGCAGAUUCAGUUACAACUAAAAUAUCCCUGUUCAGAAACUGGAUGUCUUAUUAAAACCUGGCCAAAUUAGUAUGAAAUUGCACUAUCUCAGCUGGUAAAAAAAGUCUCUGGCUUUCACAUCCCCCAGUUACUCUAAACUGGAGUACCUGUAGAUUUUUCCUUCUUUCUGGGGAAUUAAAUAUACAUAGGAAAAACCAAUACUGUCACCAAAGUAGAACCAAGCCCUGGAGGCACAGCACAGGCUCUGUCCUCCUGUCAUUACUUAAGUAUAUGAAUAAAUGGCACCUGUUUCCCCUCAAUGUACUAUGCAAAUACUCUUGUACACUGAAUCCUUGAAAGCAGGGACAUUAAAAUCCUUACCCCAGCCAGAUCUUAGUGUUCCAGAUUGGGCCUGCUUCAAAGUGGCUGUAAAAGCAUCUUUCCUAGGGCAGAGUGCCCUUUCCUCAGCUGCUUUACCUGUGAGCAAAUAGGGAACUACUUGACUUCUGCAGUGCAGAAAGCCUCACAGCAUCUUGAAGUGGCAAUGCACUUGAUGUAAUAAGCUGGUUUCCCUGUAGUAUCACUCUAGUUCUCAUCUAACCUUUAUUUUAUACACAAUCAAAAAGCACAUGAAGAAACUAUACCAAAAAAAAA
Molecule: messenger RNA, 2527 nt
Organism: Calypte anna (Anna's hummingbird)
Lineage: Eukaryota; Metazoa; Chordata; Aves; Apodiformes; Trochilidae
Gene: KCTD9
Product: potassium channel tetramerization domain containing 9
Exons: 12
Coding region: 80-1249 (389 amino acids)
Biological process (GO): protein homooligomerization; intracellular signal transduction
Molecular function (GO): protein binding
Source: RefSeq, a predicted model, not a curated record